Physella acuta is the source of this 2173-nucleotide messenger RNA. RefSeq names its product prolyl 4-hydroxylase subunit alpha-2-like. Lineage: Eukaryota; Metazoa; Mollusca; Gastropoda; Physidae. Gene Ontology annotation, biological process: peptidyl-proline hydroxylation to 4-hydroxy-L-proline. Gene Ontology annotation, molecular function: procollagen-proline 4-dioxygenase activity; L-ascorbic acid binding; iron ion binding. Gene Ontology annotation, cellular component: endoplasmic reticulum. The record is from RefSeq and is a predicted model, not a curated record.
CGCGUUCCCCAACCUGGGUUAUGGUCUGACGAUAAGCAUGAAAAAAAAGCAACAGUCUAGCGCUUUGAACUUAGCUAUAAAGAUACAAUUUUUUUGUUUUUAAGAAGAUAAUCCUUACUCUGAAUGAAUUAAAAUUUUAAUCCAGCUCGUUAGGAAAGCACUUGGGACAAUAGCGUCACUCUGUCGAGGGGGGAAUUCAGCCCGUAGAGUUUUUGUGAUGUGGCUGUGUACUUCGAUAAAGAAAAGUGAAAGAAAUCUUGUUAAUUUGGUUUUCCUUUUAUGAAAAGUAUUGUAUUAUAAUUCAAAUAAAUUCUGAAAGAUAACUAAAAUGGCGGAUAAAAAACAAAACAAAAUGAUGUUGCUGCUGUGUGUAGUAGGAGUUUCUUUUGUUUCCUGUGACGUAUUCACCUCCAUGGCUAGGAUCAAGGACAUGGUUAUCAACGAACUUCAAAUUUUAAACAAAAUCAAAUCAGCGGUGCCUGAAUUGAUCUCACCAGAGCACAGGGACCUAUACAAUUUUUAUAAGCGAAGAAUAGAAGAGAUCCAGGGGCGGAAUCUAACACAAGAGCUGGAGAGGCUGAACCACCCAAAUGGGGCCUAUUACAUUAUACAGGAAUACGCCAUGAGCUACCAGCCGUUGAGACAGGCCGUGAUAGCUUCAGGUAAACCCAAUGCUCUAACGGCCAUGGCAGAGAUAGCAGACGACGAAGACGUGAGUGGCGCCCAGGCGUCACUUCUGCGACUUCAGGAAGUUUUUACACUCAACCCUGAAGACAUGAUCAAGGGAAACUACCUUAAAUACAAGGGCCCAGCACUCAACUCCACCGAUUGUUACUUCGUAGGGAAAAGAGCUUUUGAAAUCGGUAAAUACCACAUGGGAGAGAAGUGGCUGACUAUUGCUUUAGAGCUGAAGAAGAAAGAAAGAAAACCCGACCCUAAUGUCCAGGUGCCCACGAACUUUGGCCAGGUGGGCGGUGAGGCUCCCAAAGACGACCCGGCCCCAGAGGCAUGGAUCAGGGGUUUACUGGGGAGGACAUUGCUCCGAGUCGGGGAGAUCGAGAGAGCGAGAGAACUCUACAGGACUCUGACACCGGCAGAUCACGCCUUUGGGGACGUCUACUCCUUUGGGCAGGAGCUGCAGAACGUCCCGAGGGUGGAGUCCGACAACACCAGCAAAGACCUGAAGGAUUUUUAUCGACUUUGUUCGCUCCAGAGUAAAACUGUUGGAAAAUUCGCAGGUGACCCCCGCCUUAAGUGCCGAUACGUGUCUGUUUACUUGCCCUACUUCCGGUUUAACGAAGAAAUCGUCUCCAACUUGCCGUACGUCAGUCUUUUCUACGAGGUCAUCAGCAACAGAGAAGCAGACGCCAUUAAACAGGAAGCGAUAUCGAAAAUGUUUCGUGGUGGUAUUGUUGGCAGUUCUGGGCACCUUAUUUCAGCAGUUCGUACCAGCCACAUAGCAUUCAUUGAAGACAGAGAAUCGAAAGUUGCCAAAUUUAUUUCCAAGAGGAUCAACUUGUUGACCAAAUUAGAAACAAAAAUUAACGAUAAAGGUUUCCAUGGAGACCAUCAAAGUGCAGCAGAACCGUUACAAGUCGUCAACUAUGGACUUGGCGGCCAUUAUUCUAUACACAUGGAUCACUACGAGAGCAGAACGACGGAUACCUCAAGAAUUCUCGAUUAUUCUGGAAACAGAAUGGCGACAUUUUUAAUUUAUUUGACGGACGUAGAAAGGGGCGGGUCUACGGCAUUUCCGCGUGCUGACCUCGUUGUCUCGCCUGUCAAAAGAAGUGCUGUGUUCUGGUACACCUUCAAACCUGACGGCAGCGUGGACGACUUGACCCUGCACGCUGGCUGCCCCGUUUUGGUGGGGGAGAAGUGGAUCAUCAACAAGUGGGUGUUGACCAAGGGCAACUCGUUCACACGAAGGUGCGGCCUAAAGAAGAACGCGACCCAGCUGGACAUUGACCCUGAGAUGAGGAGGGGCUACAAGCCAAAGAGAAAAAAGAAGAUGGCGCGAUAACUCUGCCCUUGAAAUUAUGUAAUACAUGUUAUUUAAAAAUAUAAAUAUUGCCAACUUGUCCGUGCUGUGUUCGUGUUGAUUAGAUUCUAUGUUGAUUUGUUAAACUUCCAUACUAUUGACUUUGUUAAGAUAAAAUGAAGGUGAUAAUAA